ACGACGGAGACGCGCAGCGUGUCUCCGGCUGAGAAGAAUGGAAAAAGGGGAUAGAGUAGUGGACUCUGUGUGUACGUGUAGACGAGGGCAACGCGUGGAAAAAAAGAUGAGGAUAAUGGGCAGAAUUUAAAUAGAUUUUAUUUAAAAUAGAUAAAUACACAUAUCAGGAGUUUCCCCUCUCGCUGUGGACGUUUACUCCCAUUGGAGCGCAGACCAGAGGAGAGGAGAGGAGCCUCUUUGUGAAUCCUGUUUCACUCCCCAGAGUGAAGUGGCAGUGUCAUCUGACCUUUAACCUCAAUAGAAAGAAAGAAAGAAAAGCCACUUCAGAGAUGGACCAGGUAUCUGAUGAUGAGUUGGACCAUGGAGCAGAGGAAGACAGUGACAAGGAGGACCAGGACCUGGACAAGAUGUUUGGAGCCUGGCUGGGAGAGCUGGACAAGCUCACACAGAGUCUGGAUGAUGGCAGGCCGCAGAAAGCACUGCAGAAACCUCCUCUCAGGCAGGAGACGAACAUGGCCAACUUUUCCUACCGCUUCUCAAUGUAUAACAUAAAUGAGGCAUUGAACCAAGGCGACACAGUGGACCUGGAUGCCCUGAUGGCUGACCUGUGCUCCAUCGAGCAGGAGUUGAAUACCAUUUCCAAACCAAACUCAACUUCUCGCAGCCAGAGCAAAGGGCAGCAGAGGGCAGCUGGAGGGCGCAGUGCUAGCACUAAGCACACAGGCACCAGUGGAGGAGGAAGCAGCGGAGGAAGUGCAAGCAGCAGUACUCGAGCAUCACCGGCCAACACGGUACGAGGUGGCAGCGCCACUGCUCGCCCUGCGGCCUCUAACAUCUCCCUAGAUGACAUCACCUCUCAGCUAGAGAAGGCCUCCCUGAGCAUGGAUGAAGCGGCACGUCAGACGUCCUCCUCUUCCUCCUCCUCGUCCUCAUUUUCCUCCAGCACCAUCCGGCGGCCCUCGUCCGGAUCGUCUGGCGGCGGAGGGCAGCAUCGGAGGACUGGUUCGGUCGGUGCUGUCACUGAGCAGGACGCACCAUCCCAGCGGUCUAGUGUGAACUCAGCAUGUGCCUCAGCUUCAAGCAUGGACUCCCUGGAUACGGAUAAAGUGACAGGAGGAGAGGUGGAGAGCCAGGGCAGCCCAACCUCACAAGGACAAAACCAAACCAAUACAGAGCAUGUCACGCUACGACGAGCCAACAGUAAGCCGGCCAGACGGCAGCUUGACUUCACCUCGCGAGAGGGUGAAGUGGAUCGGGCCACCCACUCCUAUCUGGACCAAGAAACCUCGCUCAUUCUGAAAAGCAUAGCUGGAAAGCCUUCUCACCUCCUGACCAAGGAGGAGCAAGCUGCCAAACUGAAGGCGGAGAAGAUCAGAGUCGCCCUGGAGAAAAUCAAGGAGGCACAAGUCAAAAAGCUGGUGAUCAGGGUCCACAUGUCCGACGAGAGCUCAAAGACCAUGAUGGUAGACGAGCGGCAGACAGUCAGGCAGGUGCUAGACAGCCUGCUGGAUAAGUCCCACUGUGGAUACAGCCCUGACUGGUCUCUGGUGGAAACCAUCACUGAGCUGCAGAUGGAGCGUAUUUUUGAGGACCACGAGAACCUGGUGGAGAAUCUGCUAAACUGGACCCGGGACAGCCACAACAAGCUCAUGUUCAUAGAGCGCAUUGAGAAAUACGCCCUCUUCAAGAACCCUCAGAACUAUUUGCUGGGGCGGAAGGAGACAUCAGAAAUGGCCGACAGGAACAAAGAGGCUUUAUUAGAGGAAUGUUUCUGUGGUGGCUCAGUGUCUGUGCCAGAGAUCGAGGGCAUCUUGUGGCUCAAAGAAGAUGGGAAAAAGUCAUGGAAGAAGCGUUACUUCCUCCUCAGGGCUUCGGGGAUCUACUACGUCCCCAAAGGCAAAGCCAAGGCAUCCAGAGAUCUCGUGUGCUUCCUGCAGUUGGACCAUGUUAACGUGUAUUACGGGCAGGACUACCGCAGCAAAUACAAAGCUCCCACUGACUACUGCCUGGCCUUGAAGCAUCCACAAAUCCAGAAGAAGUCCCAGUACAUCAAGUAUCUGUGCUGCGAUGAUGUGAGGACACUGCACCAGUGGGUGAAUGGAAUUCGCAUCGCAAAGUAUGGGAAGCAGCUGUAUUUGAACUACCAGGAAGCCAUGAAGAGGACAGAGGCAGCCUACGAUUGGUCCUCUCUCUCUACGUCUAGCAUCAGAUCUGGCUCCAGCUCCGCCAGCAUACCCGAGUCCCAGUCGAAUCAUUCGGGCCAUUCUGACAGCGGGGUGGAUACGGGCUCCUCUCAUGGGCGUUCCCAGAGCGUGGUAAGCUCCAUAUUUUCAGAGGCCUGGAAGAGGGGUACCCAGAUUGAGGAAAACUCAAAGAUGAGAAUGGAGGCAUCCAGAGGGGCCACGCUGCCGCAUGGUUCCCACAGCCACCGGCAUCACAGCCAGCAUUCAGUUGACCACUCAGCCCUGACGCCGCCUCCGCAGCAGCCUCAGGCGCAGCCUCCAUCACGGCCUCAGUCUCAGCCCCACCCCCAGCAGCAGCAGCAGCAGCAGCACCCCCCACAGCAUCAGCACCCAUUGGUGCAACCCCAGACGCCAAUUCAGCUGCAGCAGCAGCACCAGCACCCGCCUCCCCAGCAUCUGUCUCCUCAGGAGGCAGUGCCGCCACCGCCACCACCGCAGGCAGCACCACCGCCACCGCUACAACCACCACAGUCUGCUCAACUACAUCAACAGCAGCUGCAGAAGCAGCAACAGUCACAGGCCUUCAGCAACUACAACCACAUGCCCCCACAGGAGCAGCAGCAGCAGCAACCAGCUCCCGCACCCCCUCCACCUCCGCCACCUCCACCACCGCCUCCCCCACCCCCUCCACCAGUCCAGACGGUGUCAUAUCAGUCGCCGGCUCUCACAAUGUACAAGUACAGCACCAUCACCAGGCUGCAGAACCAGAAAGGAGGCAAGAUACCCUUUCACCUCCCUGCUACAGCCCAGCAGGUUCUGCCCACGACUCUGACACCACCUGCACUGCAGGCCAUCAAACCAAACGUCAAUCACAUUGCCGCAAGGACUAAUGUGCCCCCGCCUCCUCCACCACCACCUCCCCCUCCACCGUCCAUGCCAACCCCCGGGUCUGCCAUGGCUGUGCUGAAACUGGGCCCACCCAGUCCGGCUACUCCACCGGCUUUCAUCCCUCCACCGCCAGUUCCUCUGUCUGCUCCACAGACCAAUGGAAUUACAUUUCCUCCCCCUCCGCCGCCCCCACCGCCACCAGCUAUUGCAGCUGCUCCCAUGAGUCAGCCUGUCUACCACAGUGGACUCAAGCAAGCGCUGAAGGAGCGGUUUCCCAGCCCGCCGCGGGACCUCCCGUCUCCAAACGGUGGGCUCGAGGAUUCCCCACCACCUGCCCCCACACCGCCACCCCCGCCUCCUCCACCUCCACCACCGCCGCCACCACCUCCUCCUCCUCAACAGUUCCAAGUACCGGCCCAGUUUCCACCUCCCCCUGCACCCCUGGCAGCACCACUGAAAAACUUCAACCCAGGCUUUCUCCCUCAUACUGCCCCCAAGCCCAUGUCACCAGUCUCCCCUUUCCCUCCUGCCCCGCCUCCUGCUACAAUGAGUUGCCCGACCCCAGCUCCACCACCACCCCCUCCUCUACCUGCACCCCUUAAGAAGCAGUUCAGCCUCCAGACAGGCCACACCUCCACUCAACCCCCUCCAACUCUGCCUAAGCAGCAUAGUUUGUCUAAGCCACCAACCAUUUCCACAGGAGCCCCUCCCACCAUGUCUCUGGUGAAACAGCUAGCCAGUCAGUUCCCAGGAGCUUCAUCCCAAGCAGGCAAUCAAAUGGAGACUUCGAAAGCCCCACUCUCUCCCCCUGCAGUUAAAACCAAACCAAAAUGGCAGCGUGGGGGUGGCCAGCAGCUGCAGUCUCCCGAAUUCCCUCCUCCUCCUCCAGACAGCAACACCGGCUUCCCUGCUCAACCACCACCACCUCCUCCUCCUCCUCCUCCACCACCUCCCCCAGCACCAGUCACAGGUCCGACGCCACCUCCUCCUCCCCUUCCUUCUGGAAACAUGGGCUCCCCCAUACGGAGGUCACCCUCUGGUUCCUCUAGUUUUGGAGGCAAGAAACCUCCUCCCACCCCCCAGAGGAACUCCAGCAUCAAGUCCAACGCCUCAAACUCCUACGAGGAAUCCAGGAGAAAUUUGCUCAGCAAGUUUGCUCCCCAAGGCAACACCGCCCCUCCCUCCAAUGGAUCGCCUUCAAAGGAGCCCUCAAAUGGACCUCCUGCUCCCCCAAAACCAGGAAAGCUCAACCUGGCUAACCUGCCCCUGGCACUGCAGGCCAAGGUAAGCCAGGCAAAGCAGUCUAGUGGCGACUUCCCUUCCCCACCUCCUGAGUGCGCCUACUUCCCACCUCCUCCACCUGCCUCCGAGCUCUUCCCCCCUCCACCACCUCCAGGUAAUGACGCCCAUACGGGCGGACCUCCUCGAGUAGCAGUGGUGAAUCCCCAGCCCCAGGCUCCUCCUCCUCCACCACCCAUCUCCCUCGUCAGUAACUCAACAUGGGGAAAGAGCUCCCUGAAAAAGACUCCUCCGCCCACGCUCGGGCGGCGUAGUAACAACACCCCAGAACCACCUCCGCUCUCACCACCUCCACCCACUUCCCCAAAAGGUAGCUCAGGCCAGCCCAACUUCUUGGAGGAUCUGAACAGGACACUGAGGCGAAAGUCAGUGGGACGCCAGGGCUCCACCAACUCCGCCGGCCUCUCAGGCAAGUUGGACCCCGCGGGGACCAUGGACGACAUGGCGCUGCCCCCGCCGCCUCCUGAGCUGCUCCUGGACCAAGGAAAGCAAAGCAACGGAGGAAACGGUGGCUAUAUGUCCGGAAACAUCUCAGGCUAUGCAACACUACGACGAGGACCCCCUCCUGCCCCACCCAAAAGAGGGGAUGGCACCAAGCUUACUGGAUAGUAGUUGAACUUGUCGAUAAGGACACAAUGAAGACGAAUGAAUAGACAAUGAAAUAAUAUACUGAAGUAAAAAUGCAUUAGUGGACUACUCUUUUCUUCUCCUGGGGACACGUUAAUAAAUGACUGUGUAUAUACUAAAAGCCAAACCAGACCAUCUUCAAUUAGUGUUUGCUAGUUCUUCAUUUUUUUUAUUGCUUGGCUUUCUGGAUGAGUGAGGUUUACAAUACUGGGACACUUUAGACUCAAACAGGUUAAGUUGGAGGUGUCUAAACUAUCCAAGCUCCCUGGAACAUGAAGUUUUUGCCCCGUACGGUAUAACCCCACUUGUCUGGUACACCAAGCAGCUCUGAGUAAACACUAAUAAUAAGACUUUGUGCAAAUAUUACUGGAUCCAGGUCUGAGCCAAAUCAUGCAUCUGCUUCUUUGCCACAAGUUUGUGCCACGUUACUGGAGACGCAACACAGAAAACAACAAAAACUCAUCAUGAUCUCUCUGCUUUGGUACUGCAUGGACAACAUGUAAACAACAAGCUGUAAAACAUGAAGCUGUGUGCGUGCAUGUGUGUACGUGCGUAUGUGUGUGUGUGUGUGUGUGUGUGUGUGUGUGAGAGAGAGAGAGAAAUGGACUGAACGUGCAUCCAUGCAUUGAGUGCAUGCAUGCGUAUGUGAUGGUAUGGUGGUAGUAGUUAAUCAUCAUUAGGGAAGGCCUUCAUGGAACAGGGAUUGUCAGGUUUGCUUUUAUAUAAAAUUAUUUAAAGAUUGGUAAAUGGAAGGAUUUUUUUUUAUAUGUAUAAGUGUCUUUUAAAUAGAUUAAAGCCUAGAGAGGAGCAGAUCAACAUUAGCGCACAAUGGAAUGUAUCUGGAAGAAAAGAAAGGCAAUGAUUCAGUAAAAUCUUUUGUCUUAAGCGUUUCUAGACUGUUUCACCACUUGACAAAUGCAAAUCAGAAGGAAGCCUUACUCUUAAAGUCUUGCACAGAGGUCAAAACAGAAAGGAAGUAUCUUCUAAAGGUUUCCAAAAAAAUGGCAUGGACUGUGCGGCUGGAUUUAAUUUAAUGCAAAACUUGUACUGGACUUUGUAGAAAAGGAGAGAGGAGGAGGAGGCCUGGGGUGGUUAUCUUUGUGGACUGUGUGAGUUCCCUGUGUGCUGGCUUGAUUUCGGACCUUAUCCUUCAGUUUGUAUCUGUACAGUUGCAGCUGCUGCUCCGUUACCGUUGGUUCCCCCGCCGCCUUCUUAAGUUCACCGUCCAGGAAGUGGUGAGCACCGGCUGGAUUCAGCCACGUGAAGUAUCGAAGGAGAGGUGCAUUUUAUCCGGUUAAUGUACAGAGCGUCGAAUCAUGUAGUUUAUUAUAACACGAAUCAUCUGAAUGUUCAAUUCAACUUUGUGUCUAUGGAAUCUCGUUUCCUCGUGGUGCCAUUGCUGCUCCAUCUCUUGGUGCACAGGGUCAGAGGUUAUCUAGAGGGUCGACUAUGAAGGGUUUCCAUUUCUAGCAGCGAUGCCUUCGUUUUUAGGGUGCUAGUGCUGUCCUUUGACAUGUCCGUGUGUGCCAGGAUGACAUAUCAUGAAUAUUUCAGAUCAUUUAGACUGGCUUUGGUGUGGGGUGGUGUUGAUUCCAUACAAGGCCUUGAAGACAGUGUAUCUUUUUUUUUUUCUUAUAACUGAGCGUCAUUGUCCUUACCGGGAUGUUUGCUGCAGUACAGUAUGUAAGUUAUAUCGAUGUGCUGAGGCGAACACGUGGGGCCAGAUGAAGAAAAACGUUUGCAGAUGAGAGUAAAUGUUUCCUCUUGCAUAUAAACUGAAAAUCACAAUAUAAAUGUUUAAACCAGA
Messenger RNA from Pelmatolapia mariae (spotted tilapia), 6804 nucleotides. It is a transcript of the gene raph1b, whose product is annotated as Ras association (RalGDS/AF-6) and pleckstrin homology domains 1b. Gene Ontology annotation, biological process: signal transduction. The record is from RefSeq and is a predicted model, not a curated record. NCBI's taxonomy places the organism in Eukaryota, Metazoa, Chordata, Actinopteri, Cichliformes, Cichlidae. Gene Ontology annotation, cellular component: cytosol; plasma membrane. The transcript has 18 exons. Bases 330 to 4979 code for a protein of 1549 amino acids.